Molecule: messenger RNA, 5927 nt
Organism: Loxodonta africana (African savanna elephant)
Lineage: Eukaryota; Metazoa; Chordata; Mammalia; Proboscidea; Elephantidae
Product: UDP-N-acetylglucosamine transferase subunit ALG14 homolog
Exons: 5
Coding region: 1123-1365 (80 amino acids)
Source: RefSeq, a predicted model, not a curated record
UUAACUUCUAUAAGGGUUUUCACAGGUCUCAAUGGAGCUCAGACUGCGCAGUGGUUACUAGCUCAGCUGCUAACCAAAAGGUUGGCAGUUCCAAUCCACCAGCCGCUCUUUGAAAACCCUGUGGGGGAGUUCUGCUCUGCGCUUAUAGGGUCGGUAUGAGCGUAUAUGAGUCGAAAUCAAUAUGACCGUAACGGGGCCAGUUUGGUUUUUAUGUGUCUGUAAUCUGGCAACAGAAGCAUUUCCCUGGACAGUUAAAAAAAAGGCAAAAAAAAAAAAAAAAGGCGAUGCAUGCCAUUAGCCUCGGGUUGAAUUCAGAGACGGUACAGCUGAAAACACCUCCUCAUGUGAGAACUUUGGGGCCUUUAGGGAGCACAAGGAUCCUGAAUCUCGCUACGGUAUGAAAUAAACUCCUCAAUGGCUUAACUUCCUGUAUUUCAGUUAGCGCUUGCGCAGCAGCCACAGAGAGGCCCAUAAAAAACAAAACCCAUUGCCGUGGAGUCUAUUCCGACUCAUAGCGACCGGACAGGAAGAGCAGAACUGCCCCCUUAGGGUUUCCAAGGAACGCCAGACGGAUUCCCACUGCCGACCUUUUGGUUAGCAGCCAAACAUCCCCAGGAGCGGGGAGACUGUCCCUCGGGCGCUUAAUUCCUCCCUCCCAGUUCACCCAAGCCCAGGCCACCUAGACCUUCUGCAUGCAGUUUGAGCCUCCUAGGCACCUGUAGUGUUUGGACUUUACACGUCAGCUGUCGGCUUCAGGAAGUAGUACGCAUGUGCUUUGUUUUUUUUUUUUGCAUGGAAGGUGCCCUUACUCUAGCAGCUCUAGGAGGAGGAACUGUGGCUGUCUUCAUAGCACUGCGGCUUUGGGUAGUGCUUCAUCAUCGAGUCGUGCCCCGUGAAUCUCUCAGUCUCUUGGUAGUGGCUGGGUCCGUGACACAUAUUUGCUGAAUGCCAACUAUGUGCCAGGGAUUGUUUGAGGCACUUGGGAUUCACCUGUGAACAAAGCAGACCUCCAGAACAAAAAAGUCCUCCAGGUGCUUGCUACACACGAGCGAUAGGAAAAGCAACAAUAACAGACUUGGUUAUUUAUGGAGCACCGGUAAUCUGCUAUGCACCAUUCUAGGCAUGGGGGCUGCAGCAGUGAAAAAGGUGAAAUCCCUUUCUCUCGUUUUGGAGAGGCAGAUAACAGUCGACCAAGCAUGUAGGCAUACCGCUGGAAUCCUGAGACUGCUUGGGAAACUGUCUAAUGCUUACCGUCCAAGGAAUUAUAUCUUUGCUGACAUGGAUGAAAUGAGUGCCCAUAAAAUAAGAGCUUUUGAAGUAGAUCGAGCUGAAAGAUACUCCAGUACCAUGGUUCCAGAGGUGUGAGUGGGCUGUGUGGCUGGCUGCUUCUUCCUGAGGAAACUGCGGCUGAAUGCUAGGACCAGCCUGCUGCCACUGCUGAUGCUCCAGGAAUGGUGCCUGAGGGCUCCCUGCGAUUCAGGUCUGGUAACUCCUCUCCACUUCUGAAUGGUCUCUUCCUCCCCCUUGCCCCUCAGUUCGUUGUCUAAGCUUGCCUUUGAUGCUCAGGGCUCCCAGCUUGUCACAAAUAUACUCGUUUCACUUGUUUUUUUCAGGUCUUUGUUGUAAAGAGGACUCGAGGGAAGCGUCUAUUCUGCCAUCUUGGCUCCGCCUCCUAAGGGUUUGUUUUUGAACUUUAAAUAAAUCUUAUCAUAGAUGUUCUUCUGUGAGUUGCUGUGUUUACUCAGUUUUUGGUUUUGAGACUCAUCUGUAUUCAUGUAUUAGCUGUAAUUCAUCCUUUCUUAAAUGAACAUGCCACAAUUGAUAGUUAUUUCAGGGGCUUUUCUGUGAAAACCGUGCUGCUUUGAACAUUCUUGUAGGAGUGUCCUGUACAUGUGGACGAGAUUGUGAAGGUGUAUGUCUAGGAGUAGCGCAGCUGGGUUCCAGGAUCCGUGCAGCUUUAACUUUUCAAUACAAUUCCUGUUUUUCCCCCCAGAGUGGCCUAUAAAUUUACACUGCCAACAACAUGAGAUAAAAGUUCCUUUUCAACACUCGGUACUGUCUAUUUAAUUCUUUUUCUAAUCUGGAUGGGUGUAAAAUGAUAUCUCACAUUGGUAUUAAAAAAAAAUAAUAAAAUAAAUUUGAGGAUCUUGUCUCUUCUUUGAAGUGCCUGUUGUUGACUUUGCCCAUUUUUCUAUUGGUCUUUUCAUUGUUGAUUUGUAGGAGAUCUUUAUUUAUUCUGUACACCAAUCUUUUGUCAAAUUAUAUAUAUUUUCUCCCUACCUAUCCUUUUACUGUUUAUGAUAGACCAAAAUUUUAUAUUUUUGUGUUUUUAUUUUUCUUUUGGCUCCCAAAUUUUCUAUUUUCCAUUAGGGCCCCAGAGUCAUAAAUUUAUACCUCUAUGGUAUUUUCUAUAACUUUUUAACAUUUUGCCUUUCACCUUUGUCUUUGAUACACUGGUAAGUGACUUUUCUGGGUAAUGUUUACAAGGGAUCUAAUUUGUGUAUAGAAGAAUAGCUGCCCCAGCCCAGCACCAUUCAGAGACAAGUCAUUUUCCCUCUGAUCUUCGGUGCCACUUUUGUUGUAUAUCAAGUUUCUAGGGAGGCUUAGGUCUGUUUCUGAGCCCUGGAUUCUGCUGACUGGUCCAUUUGUCUAUCCCUAAGCCAAAUUGCCUUAGUCUUAUUCCUCAGAAUUUUUUUUUUUUUUUAAUUUUCACAUUUGUCCUUAAUCUCAUCAUUUGAAACAGUGCCUGACACAUAAUAGAAAUUCUUUAAAUACAGACAGGCCCCAGGUUACAAAUGAGAUCCAUUUUACUCAGUCUGCCUUUACGUCAGAUUAGUAGGUGAUCUGAAACAAGUGCAUGCGGCUCUUUUUGUGAGUGUGUGUGUGAUAUAUGUUUAUUCAUAAAAUUAUACAGUUUGCACUAGAUAAAAAUCUGCUUCCAUUACCUGUUAAAAGAGUCACUCUUCAGGAGUAUCUUAAUGUUCUUUCUCUUCCACGUAAGUUUUAGAAAUAGCUCUUACAAGUUCACUGAGAACCCUUUUGCUGUUUUGAUUAGAAUUAAAUUUAACCUGUACAUCUGCUUGGGGAGAAGUUCUGUCUUUAUGGUGAUGUCUUCCUGCCCAGGAACACAAUCUGUCUCCAUUCUUUGGGUCUUCUUUUAUGCUUUUCAAUAACAUUUCCUAAUUCACAAAAGUCUUAUACAUCUUUCAUUGUAUUUAUAUCUAGAUAGCGUGAUUUUUAAAUUAUUAUAAAUAAUGGAUCUUUUAUUGGAGUUUCUUGUGUUGCAAUGUACAGAAAGGAAAUUGAUUUUUUAAUACUAAUUUUAUAGCACCCACCUUGCAGCUCUCCUAAUAAUUUUUAAUAAUUUCUUUGUAGAUUCUUUUGUGUUAUCUAUGAAGAAAACCAUAUCAUCUACAAAUAGUAACAAUUGUGAUUCUUUCUUUGUAAUUCUUACACCUUUUGUUUUUCUCAUUUUUCUUGGUAGAACCUCCAGAACAAUAAAAAAUAAGAGCAAUACAGUAGUCAUCCUUAUAUUCUUCCUGAUUUUAAAAAUAAACUUUGAUUUUUACUUAAAAUGAUAAUUGGUUUCUCAUGUUUAUCAAAUGUCUUCUCUGUAUCUGAGAUGCAGAUCACCCCCGUUGUUCUUAGGUGCCAUGGGGUCAAUUCCUACUCAUAGCAACCUCAUGUGACAGAUUAGAAAUGCCCUCAUGGGGUUCUUGGUGUAAUCUUUAAAAAGAAGAUCGCCAAGCCUUUGUCCUUCAGAGUGGCUGGGUAGAUUCAAACCACCAACAUUUUGGUUAGCAAUCAAGUGCUUAACCGUUUGCGCCACCAAAAAUAAAAGAAAGAGUGCCUGGGAAUUCAAACUGUUAAACUUUUGGUUAGCAGCCAUAGCUCUUAAUCACUACAUGACCAGGGUUUCCUUUCCACCAUCAGGGCCAGCAGAAUUCCACAUUCUACAAGUGGUGAGGCUGUGACUGGUGAAGCACUUCUAGUUUUAAUCAGGAUUGACCAAGGAGCAGAGCACAGGAAAAAACCAGGGGGAAUAAUGGGUGCAGAGGGGUGUUCACUUGUCCUUCAAGUACCUGGCAGAAGCUCUAUUCAUGGAAGUAGAUGAAGAAGUACCAGGAAGUGACAUAUGAGUGAGGGAGCAAUGGGUUCCAGACUGGGAGCUACCGAUAACCAGCUCUGUGACCUUGGCAAGCCGACCUCUCUGGGCCUUAGUGUUGGGCUGUGAAAGGAGGAGUCCUGGCUGAGAUCAGGGAUCGCAGCUAGCCACCGUGAUACCACAAGUGGCUUUCAUGUCUGACUUGUCAAAGACAAGAGAAUCUGCCACCUCAGACUGCCCACUCUAGGACAUGCCAGCACCUGCCUAGGAUCUAGAUUUCUGAAUACUGCCUCUUCUACAUUCCUACUUGUCUCACUGACUGCCCUCCCACUUGCCAGGUGAACCCACUGUCGCAGGUCCACAUACAAACACUUUACAGAUGUUUUUCCAUAAAACCAUAAUAGUAUAAUUAGCUUUGCCUCGUAUUAUAAACAGGUAUUAGUGACUACAUGCUAGCUUCCCUUCACCUCCUAAUAAAAGAAGUUUGAUCUCUACUUAAACUUGCUGCAAUACUUUUUUCCAAUAAAGAACAUACAUGUAACCUUCUAAAUUUGUCCCAAUAGAUUAGGAAGCGUACAGGUGUGUAGGGGUCUCAAAAUUGACAGGGAAAGGUGUUGGUGUGAGGGAGGGGGUGCUGAUAAAGUCCUUAGGGUGUUGUUGAAGAGAUGGAUGGGCUGAAUGGAUUCAGAAAAAAAACUUCCUAGAUCCAGGCAGGAUUUUAAGGGAAAACUGGUCACCAUGUGUCCACCAACUCCAGGUCUGGCAGGCUUUUCAUGGGUCUUGCACACAUCUUGUUUUAUGUUUUGCAUCAGAACUCACUUCAGUAGCUUUAAUGUGUUUGUCAUCAAUCCAUUGUGGUUAAGGCUGGUAAGGUGUGUGUGUCUCCAGUGUCUCUCAACACAGUGGGUCUCACUGCUGUGCUGGCCCAUACCUGUGGAAAAUACUGUGCCACUCUUCCGAUGACACUACACCAGUUUGCUUCUUACAGCAUUCAGAACACACAAAAAUACAUAGUCUCCCAUGAAUUUUAACAGAUGAUGCCAACAAUUGCUUGGACUUGUCACUUUCAUCCAACAGACUCCAUUCAAAUGCAAAUGCAUAUUUAUAGACCUGGAGUUAAGGGCAACCUAGAAAGCAGUUUGUUCAAACCUUUAUUUAAUGGAGUCUUUUGGAACAUGUUUAUUUCUCUUACAAAGGAAACAGAAGAAAUCUGCAUAUUACAGCAGUACGCCCCGCCCCAUAAGAGCAUGUUUUACACACACGAGAACAGGACAUCUGGCUCUCUUGUGCAUGACGAACUGGUCUCCAAAUGCCCAGUGCACUUCAGAGUACAAUUUAAAACAGAUACUUUAGCAAUAAUUUGAUUUGACUCAAAUGGAUUAUUAAAAUUUAGAAAAGAAUCUGACUCAAAUACUUAUAAACUAGGUGGUUUUUAGAACUAGACUUUAAAGGUGUUAUUGGGUCAUCCCAAUAUCAAUGUGUGUAUUUAGGGAUGGUAAAACAUAACUAUUGUUUCUCUUAAUAUAGGACUAGUCCAUGAAAUAAUAAAAUUCAAUUUCAACUUGCUACCAGGUAUUGAAGCAUAAUUUAAGUAGGAAUUAAUUUUUUUUGUACUUAUAUAUAACUCCAUGUUUAGUUUUAAAUAAAUUCAAACAUUCCUCAUUAAAAAAAUUUUAGAUUCAAAAAUGCAGUAUUUAGAGACUCAAGCUCAUACUUUUUAAAUUCUCCCAAAUAAAAUAUCUCAUGCAAAAUUUAUGAUCUUGUAUACUACUUUGUUGAUUUUCAUACAUUUUUAAAGUUUCCUAAGAAGUUCUGUUUUCUA